Molecule: messenger RNA, 1265 nt
Organism: Mesitornis unicolor (brown roatelo)
Lineage: Eukaryota; Metazoa; Chordata; Aves; Mesitornithiformes; Mesitornithidae
Product: tubulin beta-7 chain
Exons: 2
Coding region: 42-1160 (372 amino acids)
Biological process (GO): microtubule cytoskeleton organization; mitotic cell cycle
Cellular component (GO): microtubule; cytoplasm
Molecular function (GO): GTPase activity; GTP binding; structural constituent of cytoskeleton
Source: RefSeq, a predicted model, not a curated record
ACGUCCCCAGGGCCAUCUUGGUGGACCUGGAGCCCGGCACCAUGGACUCGGUGCGCUCAGGACCCUUCGGGCAGAUCUUCCGGCCGGACAACUUUGUUUUUGGCCAGAGCGGCGCCGGCAACAACUGGGCCAAGGGCCACUACACAGAGGGGGCUGAGCUGGUGGACUCGGUGCUGGACGUGGUGAGGAAGGAGGCCGAGAGCUGCGACUGCCUGCAGGGCUUUCAGCUCACCCACUCGCUGGGGGGCGGCACCGGCUCUGGGAUGGGCACCCUCCUGAUCUCCAAAAUCCGCGAGGAGUACCCGGACCGCAUCAUGAACACCUUCAGCGUGGUCCCGUCCCCCAAGGUGUCGGACACAGUGGUGGAACCUUACAACGCCACUCUGUCCGUGCACCAGUUGGUGGAGAACACGGACGAGACCUACUGCAUCGACAACGAGGCCCUGUACGACAUCUGCUUCCGUACCCUCAAGCUCACCACCCCAACCUACGGCGACCUCAACCACUUGGUGUCGGCCACCAUGAGCGGAGUCACCACCUGCCUGCGUUUCCCCGGGCAGCUCAAUGCCGACCUGCGCAAGCUGGCGGUCAACAUGGUCCCCUUCCCUCGUCUCCACUUCUUCAUGCCGGGUUUCGCCCCCUUGACGUCGCGCGGUAGCCAGCAGUACCGCGCCCUCACCGUCCCCGAGCUCACCCAGCAGGUUUUCGACGCCAAAAACAUGAUGGCCGCCUGCGACCCCCGCCACGGCCGUUACCUGACGGUGGCCGCCGUCUUCCGCGGCCGCAUGUCCAUGAAGGAGGUGGACGAGCAGAUGUUGAACGUCCAGAACAAGAACAGCUCCUAUUUCGUCGAGUGGAUCCCCAACAACGUCAAGACGGCCGUCUGCGACAUCCCACCCCGCGGCCUAAAGAUGGCCGUCACCUUCAUCGGCAACAGCACGGCCAUCCAGGAGCUCUUCAAGAGGAUCUCGGAGCAGUUCACCGCCAUGUUUCGGCGCAAGGCUUUCCUCCACUGGUACACGGGUGAGGGGAUGGACGAGAUGGAGUUCACCGAGGCCGAGAGCAACAUGAACGACCUGGUGUCUGAGUACCAGCAGUACCAGGACGCCACUGCCGAGGAAGAGGAGGAUUUUGGUGAGGAGGCCGAAGAAGAGGCCUGAGGAGAAGCGGGAGAGAGCCCCCACCGUCGUCCUUUGCCGCCGCCGUCGUCCUCGGAGAGCCCCCCCCGCUCGUCAUCGUUGUCCUCAGAGUCCUUGUCCUUCCUC